This is a messenger RNA of Cygnus atratus (black swan), 2308 nucleotides long. RefSeq names its product homer scaffold protein 2 (gene HOMER2). The transcript is spliced from 9 exons. Gene Ontology annotation, biological process: G protein-coupled glutamate receptor signaling pathway; protein phosphorylation; regulation of store-operated calcium entry. Gene Ontology annotation, cellular component: cytoplasm; plasma membrane; dendrite. NCBI's taxonomy places the organism in Eukaryota, Metazoa, Chordata, Aves, Anseriformes, Anatidae. Gene Ontology annotation, molecular function: ATP binding; protein serine/threonine kinase activity; G protein-coupled glutamate receptor binding. The record is from RefSeq and is a predicted model, not a curated record. Bases 38 to 1192 code for a protein of 384 amino acids.
CCGGGAGCGGGAGCGGGAUCGGGAGCGGGGCGGCCGCAUGUGCGAAGUGGGGACGCGGCCGCCGCCGGCCGCCGAGCGCGGGGAGCCGCCCGGGGGUGCCGCCGCCCCGGCCGAGAGGUGCCGAGACAUGGGAGAACAGCCCAUCUUCACCACCAGAGCCCAUGUCUUCCAAAUUGACCCCAGCACGAAGAAGAACUGGGUCCCCGCAAGCAAGCAGGCUGUAACUGUUUCCUACUUCUAUGACAGCACGAGAAACAGCUAUCGGAUUAUCAGUGUGGAUGGAGCCAAGGUGAUCAUAAACAGUACAAUCACACCCAACAUGACCUUUACUAAAACAUCACAGAAGUUCGGCCAGUGGGCGGACAGCAGAGCUAAUACUGUGUUUGGUUUGGGCUUUCCCUCUGAGCAGCAGCUGACCAAGUUUGCAGAAAAAUUCCAAGAAGUGAAAGAGGCUGCCAAACUAGCAAGAGACAGAUCUCAAGAGAAAAUUGAGACCUCAAGCAAUCAUUCCCAGGAAUCUGGACGUGAAACACCAUCUUCCACCCGAGCAUCUAGUGUGAAUGGGACAGAUGAUGAAAAGGCAUCACAUGGCGGUCCUGCUGAGACACAUCUCAAGUCUGAGAAUGAUAAACUAAAAAUUGCUCUAGCCCAAAGUUCCUCCAAUGUAAAGAAGUGGGAGACGGAGCUGCAGACACUGAGGGAGAGCAACGCCAGGCUGACCACGGCGCUGCAAGAGUCGGCCGCCAGCAUAGAGCACUGGAAGAAGCAGUUCUCAGCCUGCAAGGAGGAGAACGACCAGCUCAGGAGCAAGAUUGAAGAACUGGAGGAGCAGUGCAAUGAAAUAAAUAAAGAGAAGGAGAGAAAUGCACAGCUAAGCAGACGUCUCCAGGAGCUGGAAACAGAGCUUCAAGACAAAGAGCUCGAACUGGAAGAGCUCCGAAAGCAGGGUGAAAUUAUACCACAGCUAAUGUCAGAAUGUGAAUCUGUAUCUCAACAAUUACAGGAUGCUGAGAAUAAGAACAAAGAUCUUGAAGAGAAAGUCAGAACACUAAGGACAGAAGUUGAAGAGAGCAAACAUAGGCAGACCAACCUUAAAACUGAAUUAAAGAAUUUUUUAGAUGUACUAGACGGGAAAAUAGAUGAAUUACACGAUUUCCGACAAGGACUGUCUAAACUUGGGGUUGACAACUAGAUGGCAAUAGAUUUUUGUAAUCUAGCGUCUGGAUGUUUGAUGUUUUGUUGAUCUCAAACGUGUGUUUUACAAAAUAUAACUAGAAUGUUCCACCUGUUUGCAUUAUUUUUGUACAUAGAGGCUGAAAAUUUGCUGUGGGUUAUUUUGGGUUUUUGUUUUUUGUUUGUUUGUUUGUUUGUUUUCCAAACCAAUCAUGCUGCUCACUGAAUUCUGUUGAGAUUAGAAACUUUCUAUAUUGCUGCUCCGGCUUUGUGGGGUUGGGAACAGGUAGAGGGUUCUGUCUCAGGAAUCUGGAACUAGAUCUACCUUAAAAUGAAUAUGCAGUUAGUUGUUGCAGGGAAAUUUAUAUCUUUCUUAAGGGCUGUUGCAACCAUAGAAACAGAAAACAAGUCUUUUUCUUGUCCGGACUAUCAGCGCUCCUAGCAACAUACACUUUUAUUCCUUGGUGGAGCAAAGAGAAGAUUAGAUGGAGCUCCUGCAGUUUGUAAAUCAACCUGGUAAAAUGCGCCUGUGAUGAGCUGCAGUCAAGUGAAUCACUUCACACGCAUGCCAGUAUCUUUAGGGACCAUGUCAAUCAGGCCUGAUUCGCAGAAAAAAUCCGGAGGAUUUCAUGUAACCUUCAGUUCAGGUAGCAUGUGCUUGCCUGGGUCCACGCAAAGUUAACAGUGUAGAAAUGAAUUCCAGCUCUUACUUCAAGCCAAGCAUCUUAACUGGUAGGAGAGAACAGCUUCCCUUUCUUAGCAAGAUCAUCUCUCUUUGGCCCUCAGUUUUGAACCUGUAUAGUUCAGCCACUAUGUGUAUCUGAAGAAUGCACACCUGUGUCUUGGGACCAGAUAUUUAUUUUGGAAGGAGUCGUACUGCUGCUUUGUAUGCAGGGCACAUGCACCUCUGUGCACAUUGAUCACUGCUGUUCAGCUUCCACAGUGGCAGAUCAGGAGACAUUGAUGUGACAAGCGUCAUAAAGUUAGUAGGAAGGGUGUUACUCAGAAACAGCUUCCUGCUCAGGAGACUUGCAGGUAAUGACUGCAUGAAACCCAAAGUCUUUCUUUCCUAUGAUUUCUGCAUUCCCCCCCUCAGGGGACAGGGGGUGGGUGUUAGUCACAAAGUUAGACUGUC